CCUACAGAUUGGAAAAGUUUCGGCGCGGCAGACCGCCGGCGUAGAAAGCUGGGGCACACGAGCCAAGGGUGCCGACCGGCUGGUUCCACCUCAACUACAGCGCUGGGGCUGCUGUUAAGGCCCCACUGUAAACUACCGCAGACAGUCGCAUCCACUCAAACGACUCUAUCUGUAUAGUAUCCAGACCAGACCAGACAUAGAGCCCUCAUCGUCAGUCAGUCCGUCCGUCGACCGAUAGACGACCAUCACAAAUGAUCGACAGAUAGCAAAAGGCCACGCUAAAUACACAAGCUAAUCCUAAACUACUCGUGGCACCUACAACCCCCCAGACCAAAGCCAUCAACUCAACCAUCUAACUCGAUCAUUCCUCUUAACCCAACAACACCUGAACCAUGUCGUAUUACUUCGUCAUAGUCGGGACAGAAGACAACCCGCUCUUCGAGUACGAAUUCGGCACCUCGAAGGCCGGCGGCGACGGCCAGGCGCGCUUCCCCGAGCAAGCGCACCACAUGAACCAGUUCAUCGUGCACAGCAGUCUGGACAUCGUAGAGGAAGUCCAAUGGGGCAAUGGACAGAUGUAUCUCAAGUGCAUCGACCGCUUCUUCAACAACUUCGUGUCCUGCUUCUUGACAGGCGGCAACGUGAAGUUCAUGCUCCUGCACCAGCCGCCCGCGUCGUCUUCGUCUUCGUCCGGCGGCGGCAUCACCAACCCGCGCUCGUCGACGUCUACCAUCGCCACGAACCCGACGAGUCCGCAGACCGAGGAGGCCGUGCGCGCCUUCAUGCUCGAGGUCUACGAGUCGUGGGUCAAGGCCAUCAUGAGCCCCUUUUAUCGCGCCAACAUGGAGGUCCGUAGUCCUAUUUUCCGCCAGCGGGUGGCUGCUGCUGGUCGCAAGUACUUGUAAUAUCUAAUAUCUUCGGGUCGGUCAUGAUGUGUGUGUGAUGUGGGUGUAUAUAUCUCUUGGUUGGUCAUUACAGAGGACGUCAAGCAUCGAAAAGGAGGUAUAUGCCUGGCCUAGGUAUCGUGCGAGCGGCGUUUGGAGUUUUAGACUAGAUACCAUGAUUAUUUUACAAAUACCAAGUCACAUGAAACAGAAAGUUGACAAUCAAGUAUUUGUGUUCAUAUUGCAAUAUUAGAAUUGCAUCUGUAUUGAUCAGUGCUGUGCACUACUACAGUCGGCAGACGCCUUCCCUUCAUGGGCAAUCAAUCCAUCGUGUAAACCCGAGCCAACCCAUAAACCACCAACGCCUAAUAUCACACAAUGUUUGUGUAUCAUGCAGCAGAACGACGCGCGAAUACUGAAAGCAAAAUAUUUCCUCCAUCUUCUAGAGUACACCAUAGGCCGUGUACAAGUGAGCCAAUUGCCCUUGUGCCAUGUGAGUUGGUAUGGAUAGUAGAGGUGCAAUGUUGGAGGGAAACCGAGCAAAACCGGCUUAACCACCGAAACCGUAGAGGGUACGGCCCUGUCGCUUCAAGGCGUAAACGACAUCGAGAGAUGUGACGGUCUUGCGCUUGGCGUGCUCAGUGUAUGUAACAGCAUCUCGGAUGACACCUUCGAGGAAAGACUUGAGGACACCGCGAGUCUCUUCGUAGAU
Xylaria bambusicola is the source of this 1596-nucleotide messenger RNA. Its product is annotated as Sedlin. NCBI's taxonomy places the organism in Eukaryota, Fungi, Ascomycota, Sordariomycetes, Xylariales, Xylariaceae. Bases 393 to 905 code for a protein of 170 amino acids. The transcript has 2 exons. Gene Ontology annotation, cellular component: cytoplasm; TRAPP complex; nucleus. The record is from RefSeq and is a predicted model, not a curated record. Gene Ontology annotation, biological process: endoplasmic reticulum to Golgi vesicle-mediated transport.